UCCUCCGCUCUCUUCUUCACCCGUUAGGAAAGAAAGAGAAGAGAAGAGGGAGCGUUACUUGUUGGAUCGAGAGAGAGAGAGAGAGAGAAGAGACUGAAAAUGACGAAGCGGAAUCUCCGAUCGAAGCCUUCUACAGUCGGUGAAGACGCGGAGCUUCUCUUCCAGAAGAAGAUUCGAGAUCUGGAGUCCCUCAACGAAUCUCUCAAGCUUGACGUGGAAGAGCUGAAGUCGAAACUAGCUGGUGUUUCAGUUACUUCUUCUUCUGGUGGUACCUUGCAGUCAAGUAGAGCUUCUAACAAGUCUAUUGCUACAAAAGAGGAGGGUAUGAGCUCAAGGAGUAAGUCGAAUCCACGUUCUAUGUGCUCAACAAAGAAGCAGCAUGGAACUGAGAGUUGUGUAAAGCAGGUCGAUGGUGAAGUCCAGAAACUCAAGGCGCAAAAGGUUAAGUUGCAGUGCAAGAUCAAGCUUGACUCUAUGCAGUUCAGACUAUCUAAAGCUUCCCUCGAGAAGGAAACUCUUCAGCUCAAGAAGGAGCUAAGGAAGAGCGAGUUCGAGAAACAUGUACUCUCAGCUUUGAACAGGCGCCAGAAGCAGAUUUUGCAGCUGAAGAAUACACAGGCUUUGACAGCCCUGAAGCGUUUAAAAUUGCUUCUGCAACCGAAAAAGACCUUUUCCAAGAAAAAUAAUGGUCUACCAAAAGGAACGAGCUCUACCAUUCAGGCCGGGGUACCCACUGAGUCUAGCAAUGAAGUUGUGCUGCUAGUGAAGUUGAACAAGAUUCACUCUGGUUACGAACGGCAAAUGAAAGAAAUAGCUGAAGAGGUAAAAAAGUUCAGCCUAGAGGCAAGUGUGUUGAAGGCAGAGUUCGAGGGAGAGCAAAACUCAUUCUCUCCGUCAUGUGACAAUGGAGUCAACCAGACCCCUAUAGACUCGGAACUAAAGGAGCUUAAAGAGGAAUUUAGCAAACUAAGUACUCUAGUCAGCCAGAUGGAAAUGGCCAAACCUCAAUUCAGUCAAACAGAUAGAGUUCAGACCGGACCAGUUGAAUACUCUGUUCCCAGUAAGGAUAAAGAUGAAUCAAACUUAAUACUCUCUCAGGAGAGAACUUCAGUCUAUGGUACCAGUGAUGAAUCAAGAAGCAUAGAGCCAUCUCAAGUGAAAGAGUCUGGGGAAGCGCUCUCGUCUGAGGAAGCGCAUAGCAAAAAAGAGCAGAGCAAAGCUGAGAUGUGUUGCUCUUGCACCAAAAAAUCUCUGUGCAAGACGAAAAGCUGCAAAUGCAGAGCAAAUGGAAGUGGGUGCGGUAUCUCUUGUGGCUGCAUAGCCUCCAAAUGUAGCAACAGAGGAGAAAAUGUAAGAUCUGACAAAGGAAUGCAAGCAGUUGUAGAUGGUAAGAAGCCCGUUGACGACACCAAAGUUGCAAACAAACAACCAUUGCGUGAUAUAGGGAAUAUACAAGAAGCUGGGAAAGUUGGUAAGCUGAAAAAAGUGCAGAAGCCAGUUGCUAAGAAGAAAUGAAAAUAACUGAUAAAGAUAAAGCUUCAAGACUCCAGAGAUGUGAGAGUUAGACAAAGUUAAGAUUGCCAGAAGCUUGAUUGGUUUUGUUUUGUUUUACUGUCUAUUUUUUCUUCAGAACUAUCAUAUAGUAGUUCUACAUUUGGAUCUUGAUCUCCAUUGGUUAAUAGUUGGCAACAUUAAGAAAAAAAUCACCAAAAUAUAGUUUAAACUUAUUAUCCA
Messenger RNA from Raphanus sativus (radish), 1734 nucleotides. RefSeq names its product kinesin-like protein KIN-4C. Bases 100 to 1515 code for a protein of 471 amino acids. NCBI's taxonomy places the organism in Eukaryota, Viridiplantae, Streptophyta, Magnoliopsida, Brassicales, Brassicaceae. The record is from RefSeq and is a predicted model, not a curated record. Gene Ontology annotation, biological process: mitotic spindle organization; microtubule-based movement. Gene Ontology annotation, molecular function: microtubule motor activity. The transcript has 12 exons.